ACUGAUUAAUGAUGAAUACUUUAUGAGGAUUAAUUUCCAUCGAUACUUUGCUUUCUUCGUCAGUCAGUUGAAUUUCAUUUCAUUUCAUUCCAGCCGUUUCAUUCAUUCUUCAUCUACCCCACCAUCCCCAUCCCCAUCCCUAUCCCUAGAUUUAGGACAACAUCACCAUCACCCCCUAAUCAUUUUCUGUUACACCUUCACCUCCAUCGUAUCAUAUAGUAGUAGUAAUGGCGAAGUGAAUGAAUACCCGAUCUGAAAUCAUUUAGAUCCAUUCCAAAUGGGUUUCUUCAGUACAAUUUUUGGUUUUUUCGGAUUUGGUGUUGGAAUUUCAAUUGGUCUCGUUGUUGGUUAUUUUCUCUUCAUCUACUUUCAACCUACAGAUGUUGAGGAUCCUAAGAUUACGCCAAUAGUGGACCAAGACGAUGAGACUUUGCAAAAAAUGCUUCCUGAGAUUCCCAAUUGGAUUAAAAAUCCUGACUUUGAUAGGGUUGAUUGGUUGAACAAGUUUAUAGAACUUAUGUGGCCUUAUCUUGAUAAGGCGAUUUGUAAGACCGCGAAGAACAUUGCGAAACCCAUAAUUGAAGAGCAGAUUCCAAAAUAUAAAAUUGAUUCUGUUGAGUUUCAGACGCUCACUCUCGGGACCCUGCCCCCAACUUUUCAAGGAAUGAAAGUUUAUGUGACUGAUGAGAAGGAGUUGAUUAUGGAGCCUUCUAUAAAAUGGGCUGGAAAUCCCAAUGUCACCAUUGCUGUUAAGGCAUUUGGGUUGAAAGCAACCGUUCAGGUUGUGGAUUUGCAAGUUUUUCUUUUGCCUCGCAUUACAUUGAAGCCUUUGGUUCCAAGCUUUCCUUGCUUUGCCAACAUCUAUGUCGCUCUCAUGGAAAAGCCACAUGUUGACUUUGGGCUAAAGCUUUUAGGGGCUGAUCUUAUGUCUAUUCCUGGUGUCUACAGGAUUGUUCAGGAGCUUAUCAAAGAUCAGGUUGCAAACAUGUAUCUGUGGCCCAAAAACCUGGAAGUUCAAAUAUUAGAUAUGGCAAAAGCUAUGAGGAGGCCCGUUGGAAUUUUACAUGUAAAGGUUCUGCAUGCUAUGAAGUUAAAGAAGAAAGAUCUUCUGGGUGCAUCUGAUCCUUACGUGAAACUAAAGCUUACUGACGAUAAGAUGCCAUCAAAAAAGACUACUGUAAAGCACAAGAACUUAAAUCCUGAAUGGAAUGAAGAAUUUAAUUUGGUAGUCAAAGACCCGGAGACCCAGGUUUUACAGCUCAAUGUUUACGACUGGGAGCAGGUUGGGAAGCAUGACAAGAUGGGUAUGAAUGUGAUCACUUUAAAAGAAGUUUCCCCUGAAGAACCUAAACGUUUUACUCUGGACCUUCUAAAAACUAUGGAUCCCAAUGAUGCUCAAAAUGAGAAAUCGCGAGGACAGAUUGUUGUGGAAGUGACUUAUAAACCCUUAAAUGAAGAGGAGAUGGGCAAGGGCUUUGAUGAGACACAGACAAUUCCUAAAGCUCCCGAAGGCACUCCAGCUGGUGGAGGUCAACUUGUAGUUAUAGUCCAUGAAGCUCAAGAUGUUGAGGGGAAGCAUCACACUAAUCCACAAGCACGUCUUAUUUUCAGAGGGGAAGAGAAAAAGACUAAGCGCAUAAAAAAGAACAGAGAUCCAAGAUGGGAAGAUGAGUUCCAAUUUAUAGCAGAGGAGCCUCCUACCAAUGAUAAACUACAUGUGGAGGUUGUCAGCAGUUCCUCACGAACCUUGCUUCAUCAAAAGGAAUCACUGGGUUAUGUCGACAUCAAUCUCGGGGAUGUUGUUUCUAACAAGAGAAUCAACGAGAAGUACCAUCUUAUAGAUUCUAAGAAUGGUCGCAUCCAGGUAGAGUUGCAGUGGAGAACUGCAUAAGCAUGAUGGUGAAAUUCUCCAUACAUAUGUACUUCUGAUUCCACCCUCACCCCCAAAACCAUCUCUUAAAUUUUAGUCUCCGUGCAGUGUAACAAAAACAGUGAGAAGGGCAUUUCUUGUAUUCUUGAGUUAGACUGAUUUUAUUUGUCAAUCAUGUACAUGCCUGUGAUAAAAAAGAAAGGUUUGUUUGAAUAGCAAAAGAACAUAUUUGUUUUGAUUUGGAUAUAUACCAGCAAGGGUUUCGGUCCCGUGGAUAAAUAUUCUGUUCUACUUAUUCA
Messenger RNA from Medicago truncatula (barrel medic), 2169 nucleotides. Its product is annotated as synaptotagmin-1. Gene Ontology annotation, molecular function: lipid binding. The record is from RefSeq and is a predicted model, not a curated record. Gene Ontology annotation, cellular component: endoplasmic reticulum. The transcript is spliced from 12 exons. NCBI's taxonomy places the organism in Eukaryota, Viridiplantae, Streptophyta, Magnoliopsida, Fabales, Fabaceae. The coding region runs from base 278 to 1891 and encodes 537 amino acids.